AUGUCCGCCGCCGCAUCCCAACCCGAUCCGUCGUCUGGAUCCAUCGACCCCCUCUUCCACGCCGUCCGGAUCCUCCCGUUCUCCUUCCUCCGCCCCCCGCGCCUCCGCCUGAAGCUGCCCAGCUUCACCCUCCCUUCUCCAAUGACAGUCUACGCCCUCAUCCUCCUCACCUACUUCAUGGUCGUCUCGGGAAUCGUCUACGACGUCAUCGUCGAGCCACCCGGCAUCGGAUCCACGCAGGAUCCGUACACCGGGGCCGUCCGGCCCGUCGUCUUCCUCCAGGGCCGGGUCAACGGGCAGUACAUCAUCGAGGGCCUCUCGUCCGGAUUCAUGUUCGUGCUCGGCGGGCUUGGGAUCGUGAUGCUGGACCUGGCGCUUGACAAGAAUCGGGCCAAGAGUGUCAAGGUAUCGUAUGCCACGGCCGGGGUCACGUUCGUCGUGAUCUCUUAUGUUAUGAGUAUGCUCUUUGUUCGCAUUAAGAUACCUGGUUAUCUUCGCUGA
Molecule: messenger RNA, 501 nt
Organism: Striga hermonthica
Lineage: Eukaryota; Viridiplantae; Streptophyta; Magnoliopsida; Lamiales; Orobanchaceae
Source: the annotation of a GenBank genome assembly